Talpa occidentalis (Iberian mole) is the source of this 2614-nucleotide messenger RNA. It is a transcript of the gene GPR82, whose product is annotated as G protein-coupled receptor 82. Gene Ontology annotation, molecular function: G protein-coupled receptor activity. Gene Ontology annotation, biological process: G protein-coupled receptor signaling pathway. Gene Ontology annotation, cellular component: membrane. The transcript is spliced from 4 exons. Bases 372 to 1379 code for a protein of 335 amino acids. The record is from RefSeq and is a predicted model, not a curated record. Lineage: Eukaryota; Metazoa; Chordata; Mammalia; Eulipotyphla; Talpidae.
CUCUGGGUUCAGUCCCCUUAAUGUGCUGCUGUGGGUCUUACUUCAUCCUUAAAACAAAGAUUUUUAUCCAUCUGAUGGUGAAGAUCUAGUCCAGCUCUGUAAUUUCAUUCUAGUAAGCUGCUACAGUUGGUGUUAUUCAAGAAUCUAUUCACACUGCUUGAAACUGAAGGAUAUUGGAAGACUAAUGGUUGGAGAAAUUUAAGUUUGAAAUUUAGCAUCACUGCCCUGAACAAGAGAGAAUUGCUUAGCAUAAACUACACGUACAGACACAGGAACUAUCCAUCACAAUAAUCUACCUACUGCUUUUACUUCAACUGGACAAUCCUGAUUAGAAAAGAUCUUGGGACAAAAUUCAAGAAACUCUGAGAUAAAUGAAUAACAGCUCAACAUGUAUUCUUCAACCAUCCCAGAUCUCUUCUACAGCUUUACCAAUCAUUUAUACUUUACUUUGUAUCAUUGGUCUCUUUGGCAAUUCACUCUCUCAAUGGGUAUUUUUAACAAAAAUAGGUAAGAAAACAUCAACACACAUCUACCUAACACAUCUUGUGACUGCAAACCUAAUUGUGUGCAGUGCUAUGCCUUUCAUGGGUUUCUAUUUCUGGAAAGGUUUUCAUUGGAAUUAUAGCAAUACAGCAUGCAAGGUAGUCAAUUUUCUGGGAACUCUGUCCAUGCAUGUAAGUAUGUUUGUCAGUCUCUUUAUUUUAAGUUGGAUUGCCAUUAGCCGCUAUGCUACUUUAAUGAAAAAGGAGUGUGUCCUAGACAUCACUUCGUGCUAUGAGAAAAUAUUUUAUGGCCAUUUGCUGAAAAGAUUUCGCCAGCCCAAUUUUGCUAGAAAAGUAUGCGUUUACAUAUGGGGAGUUGUGAUAGGCUUAAUUAUGCCAGUUAUCAUAUACUACUCAGUUGUAGAGGUUAAAGGAGAUAAUGACAAGUGCUAUAACCAGGAGCUGGAAGUAGGACACACGCUCUCUCAGAUUGCAGGCCUCAUUGGAACCACAUUUAUCGGAUUUUCAUUUUUAGUAGUAUUAACAUCAUACUACUCUUUUGUUAGCCAUCUGAGAAAAAUAAGAACUUGUACAUCCAUUUUGGAAAAAGAUUUGACUUACCAUUCUGUGAAGAGGCACCUUUUGGUCAUCCAGAUUCUACUAAUAGUUUGCUUUCUUCCAUACAGCAUUUUUAAACCCAUUUUUUAUUCUCUACAUCACUCAAAUGACUGUGAGCAAUUGAAUUAUUUAGUAGAAAUAAAAAACAUCCUCACCUGUCUUGCAUCAGCUAGAAGUAGCACAGAUCCCAUUAUAUUUCUUCUUUUAGAUAAAACAUUCAAGAAGACACUACAUAAUCUUAUAAAAUGUGAUUCAUCACAUGUACAAUCCAAUGAUUGACUUCAGAAUGAAAAACACCAGCAGAGAAAUGUUCAUAGGAUUCUGUUAGACACUAAACUACAUGAUUAAUAGGUCAUAGCUUGGUUGAUUAAAAGAGGCACCCAAAAAAUCCCUCUUUGGUUUAUGUAUUCAUAAAACUCACUUUACGGUUCUAUUUAUAUUGAAAGUUGACAUGGCUGAGACUUUGAGAGACAAAAGUGGGGCAUAUUCAAAGAGGAUCCCACUGCAUAUGAAACAACAUACGUUUUCUGCUUAAGCCCAAUUGGAUGCUUCUAUUUAGAACACAGUAUAUCACAAUGGGGAUAAAGAAGCAAAUGGUUUCUCACUUUCUAGUAGUAUUAGAAUCUGUAGUUAGAAUACACGGGUCUACCUAUGGUUAAUGUUUGUCGGUAACUUUAAAAAUGAGUACAGGGAAAAGAAAAAAUGAGUACAGGGAAAAGAGUAAUGUCCUCAUUUAAGUCCUAUCUAAAUGCAUGAAAAACACAUUGUAAAAGUCCAAGGUUUUUUUUUUUAAAUCAAUGCAUUAAUUUGGUAUUAUUUGGCUCACUACUGGGAGAGGCAAUAUUCACUGAUUCCAGUACUAAGCAGGUAUUUAUAAGUGUGCUUGAAUAUUUGGAUUAUGCUUUGUCAAGAUAAAAGGCUUGUACAUUGUCAUAUGUCGAUCUUCAUCACAUUCUGUAUGUUUUCCUCUGUAUUAAAUGUAAAGAAUGUUAAUUGUGACAAGUAGUACCUGGCGUGUAAAUAUGUUCUGAUUUUUGUGAAAUAAGUGAUAAGAUGGUAUAAUAUCACACUUAAGAGACUGGUCCGUGGAAUUAAAGAGUCCUUGGCUUCAAUCCCACUCUACCAGUUCAUUUAGCUGGAGAAUUUUCUGCAAAUUAUUUACCAUCUUUAAGUGUUAAUUUCAUGAUUCAUAGAGUGGAAAAAUACUAUGUAACUCAUAGGUACUGGUAUUAUACUCGAUGAUAACUAAGUAGCUAUCAUUUACUAAGAGGUUGCUAAAUGCCAUGCACUCUGCUUAUAUGCUUUCUAUGUUUGAUUGUAAACACCACCAUAAAGUAUGCCAAAUUUACUGAUAAAAAAAGUGAAAUGCAUAAUGUCACCUAAAUUUUCCUCAAUACGUAAGUUAAUGUUGAAAGAAUAAGGAUUUCUCAAUGGUCAUUUUUUCCAUUUCUCAAUAAGAGGACUGAUGAUGACUGUAGUCUGUAUUCUACAAAUCACAAUUAAAAAAUGUUUUA